Hippopotamus amphibius kiboko is the source of this 3591-nucleotide messenger RNA. RefSeq names its product frizzled class receptor 5 (gene FZD5). Gene Ontology annotation, cellular component: plasma membrane. Lineage: Eukaryota; Metazoa; Chordata; Mammalia; Artiodactyla; Hippopotamidae. Gene Ontology annotation, biological process: non-canonical Wnt signaling pathway; canonical Wnt signaling pathway. The coding region runs from base 926 to 2683 and encodes 585 amino acids. The transcript is spliced from 2 exons. The record is from RefSeq and is a predicted model, not a curated record. Gene Ontology annotation, molecular function: Wnt receptor activity; Wnt-protein binding.
UUAGAAGCAGGUGACCCAGGCUGGGCGGGAGAGGCCAGUCCGCCCGAGGCCGUGACUCCGCCGCGGACCCCGCCGCCGCUGCCGCCGCGCGCAGUUCAGUACCCGCCGGAGGUGGGCGAAAGGGUGCUAGAGCGCGGGGGAGGAGCCGAGCCCGGCGAGUCCCGGGAGAGCCGCCGCCGCCGCCCCCAGGAGUUCGCUGGAGCGCGGAGCCCCCUGCAGGGGAGGAGGCGAGCGGCGGGCGGGACGCGGCGGCGGGCGCGCCCCGUGCAGUCCCGGCGGGUCCGGCGCUGGCCGCUAGCGGUGCUGUGAGGCGGCGGGAUUCCCCGGUCGCCGCGCACCGCCUUCCUCUCGCCCAGGUGCUGCCAGGCGCGCUCACCCUUCGUCCGGCUCCCGGACCCUGGUGGAAGCACGGCCUGCCCCCGCCCUGAUCAUGCGGGGGGCCCCGGAGGAGGAGAGGGCGAGUGACCGGUCUGCGGCGACCUCGUUCAGGGGGCGACCCCCUCUCUGAGCCGCCCCCACAUGCUGCCAUGCGCUGCCUCUUCGGGUACCCAGUGUGUUGUCAAACUUUUCCGAUGCCAGCCCGUCUCUGAGUCUCGUUUCUGAGCGAAGUGUCCCAGAGACGGAGGACCCAGGCUGGCUACGGACUACUGCUUCUCUCGGGAUCCUCGGAGAGUACUUCCCCUGGAAUCGGAGCCCUAAACGUGCCUCCCCAGCCCUAUCCAGCGAAGAGCUGAGCGCUCCCUGCGGAGGCAGCGCCCUCCCGAAACAGUUUAUCUUUGGCCGGAUAUCUUUAAAAGAAAAAGAAACCAACAGGUUGCCAGCCCCAGCGCCGCACAGGUCCGCGGAGAGGGAAACCCCGAUCCCGGUCUCCCCCGCCUGAGCUGGCCCCACGCGGGCUGCGGGAGACGAGGGGAGGGAGGGGGCUAUGGCUCGGCCUGACCCGUCCGCGCCGCCUUCGCUGCUGCUGCUGCUCCUAGCGCAGCUGGCCGGCCGGGCGGCGGCCGCCUCCAAGGCCCCGGUGUGCCAGGAGAUCACAGUGCCCAUGUGCCGUGGCAUCGGCUACAACCUGACGCACAUGCCCAACCAGUUCAACCACGACACGCAGGACGAGGCGGGCCUGGAGGUGCACCAGUUCUGGCCGCUGGUGGAGAUCCACUGCUCGCCGGACCUGCGUUUCUUCCUGUGCUCCAUGUACACGCCCAUCUGCCUGCCCGACUACCACAAGCCACUGCCGCCCUGCCGCUCGGUGUGCGAGCGCGCCAAGGCCGGCUGCUCGCCGCUCAUGCGCCAGUACGGCUUUGCCUGGCCGGAGCGCAUGAGCUGCGACCGCCUGCCCGUGCUGGGCCGCGACGCCGAGGUCCUGUGCAUGGAUUACAACCGCAGCGAGGCCACCACGGCGCCCCCCAGGCCCUUCCCGGCCAAGCCCACCCUCUCAGGCCUGCCGGGGUCGCCGGCCUCGGGGAGCGACUGCGCCGCCGGGGGCCCGUCGGUGUGCAAGUGCCGCGAGCCCUUCGUGCCCAUUCUGAAGGAGUCGCACCCGCUUUACAACAAGGUGCGGACGGGCCAGGUACCCAACUGCGCGGUGCCCUGCUACCAGCCGUCCUUCAGCCCCGACGAGCGCACGUUCGCCACCUUCUGGAUCGGCCUGUGGUCUGUGCUGUGCUUCAUCUCCACGUCCACCACCGUGGCCACCUUCUUAAUAGACAUGGAACGCUUCCGCUACCCUGAGCGUCCCAUCAUCUUCCUGUCAGCCUGCUAUCUGUGCGUGUCACUGGGCUUCCUGGUGCGCCUGGUCGUGGGCCAUGCCAGCGUCGCCUGCAGCCGCGAGCACAGCCACAUCCACUACGAGACAACGGGCCCUGCGCUGUGCACUGUCGUCUUCCUGCUGGUCUACUUCUUUGGCAUGGCCAGCUCCAUCUGGUGGGUCAUCCUGUCGCUCACCUGGUUCUUGGCGGCUGGCAUGAAGUGGGGCAACGAGGCCAUCGCGGGCUACGCGCAGUACUUCCACCUGGCCGCGUGGCUCAUCCCCAGUGUCAAGUCCAUCACGGCGUUGGCACUGAGCUCCGUGGACGGGGACCCUGUGGCCGGCAUCUGCUACGUGGGGAACCAGAACCUGAACUCGCUGCGUGGCUUCGUGCUGGGCCCGCUGGUGCUCUACCUGCUGGUGGGCACGCUCUUCCUCUUGGCGGGCUUCGUGUCGCUCUUCCGCAUCCGCAGCGUCAUCAAGCAGGGCGGCACCAAGACGGACAAGCUGGAGAAGCUCAUGAUCCGCAUCGGCAUCUUCACACUGCUCUACACGGUGCCAGCCAGCAUCGUGGUGGCCUGCUACCUGUAUGAGCAGCACUAUCGCGAGAGCUGGGAGGCCGCGCUCACCUGCGCGUGCCCCGGCCCGGACUCCGGCCAGCCGCGCGCCAAGCCCGAGUACUGGGUGCUCAUGCUCAAGUACUUCAUGUGCCUCGUGGUGGGCAUCACGUCGGGCGUCUGGAUCUGGUCCGGCAAGACUGUGGAGUCGUGGCGGCGCUUCACUAGUCGCUGCUGCUGCCGCCCGCGGCGGGGCCACAAGAGCGGCGGCGCCACGGCCGCCGGGGACUACACCGAGGCGAGCGCAGCGCUCACCGGCAGGACCGGGCCGCCGGGCCCCGCCGCCGCCUACCACAAGCAGGUGUCCCUGUCGCACGUGUAGGAGGCGGCCGAGGCCGAGGGACCAGACGGGGGCCGGGAGUGGAGGGAGGGGGGUGGUUUUGUUUGGUAGCUUUGCCAAGGUCACUCCCGUUUACCUUCUUGGUGCUGAUGCCCCCUCCUGGGGCCACCUGGAGAGAGGGGAAGGGGGCCGUUUCAAGGGGAGUGCUUGUCCCAGGACUUCUCAAAGGGGUUCAGCUCCCGUUCUGUUCUAUCUUACUGCCUUUUCAAGGGGAACCCUGUUUUUAAUUUAUAUGUAGUUUUCUUAAUUUUUAACAUUGUUGCAUUUUGGCAACAAAAUUUAUCUUUGCUUUGGGGGCUUUACAAUCCUAAGGUUGACAUUAUAAUGAAGUUCCACUUGGUUCAGGUUUCUUUGAACUGUGUGCUCUAAAUUGGGAAAAUAUAUUUCCUAUACUUGUGUCUUUAAAAAUAAUGUGAACAGUGAAAGUUUGGGUUGCUGUGACUGGGAAGUGGUCCGCUGUGCUUUUCCAAGCUUGUUUCUCCUUCCACUGCUUAAAGUGUUCAAGAUGCGUUAAGGUGAGCUGCUUGUCCUUGUUUAUGGUUCCUAAGUUAGGGGCACCCCACGUCAUACCAAGGAGGGGGAGCAUACUGUGGUUCAGGCCUCCUGAAAGUGACAAGGUUAGGGAGUGUUUAGAGAUUCUUUGUCCCUCCUGGCUUUGUUUAGCAAGUUUCAGUUCCUUUUCUGUAGUACUUGUAAUCAUUCUCAUUCUUAAUAGUGCCAGCUUUGCUUGAGUAAGUUAGAGGUAGCAUUGUAGUGUUCAGAAUAAAUAUUUGGAAUAGUGAGAACCUAAGGGAUGGUGAUUGGUUGAACUUGAAGUCUAGAUUUUAAGAUGGCAGCUUUAUGCCGGAGGAGUGGGUGGUUCUUAACAGGCUUAAAUGAUCCCACUUUUU